AUGUUAAGAUAUUCGAAUAGCGGACAUCUAACUCAUUUGUUAAAGCGUCCAGGCGUAGCUACCCUAACGAUAGUCCCACAAAGGAAUCUAUUUGUGUUACUGGAACAACAGAAAAAGCUCAGGCUCAAAUCACCAUCAUCAAAGAAACCAUCUACCAAGUACCCAACACCAAAGCAAGCUAUUUCAGAGGAACCUAUUCGAGAAGCAGAUACAAAUUUCAGAAAGCAGUUUAGUGAGUUGAAACACUUCACAUCUCAGAUUUCGGACAGAUUACAUGCUAAAGAUACCUUGGAUAUUCCCACCAAAUUACUUAACAAAGCAGCUGAGGAUAUCUAUGAGACAGCUAUUCGUAAAAAUGGCAAGGGGAUUGCAGAAUCAGAUUCCGAACUGGUUGCAGAAUCGGAUUCGAUGCUGGUUCUGCAAAUCCCUACUGCUAGUAUCACCGUCUCGGAAAAGCCAUUAAAGCUUGAUCCGAAGAUAGCUAACCGACUAGGACUUGCUGUGGAGUAUCUUGCCAGUAAUCAAGUUAAAAACUGGCCGAUGAUUCUUGAUCAAUUAGAAAAAGGAGGGGGGCUUAAAGGUUUAACUGCUAAAGAAAUUUUUAGAUUCAUACAAAAUAUACCUGCAAACCAAUUAGUGACACUUUUACCAGAUAUUGAAAAUAUGCAUCAAAGUGCCGGAGUUAAGAUAAGUCGAGGAACAUAUCGACUUUUCCUUCGUGCUUUAAUAACAGGGACCAAAGUAAAACCAAGCGUACUCAAAUUGUUCGAAUAUUACAUCCAUAAAAUGCAAAUGAUAGGUGAAUUAAGACCCGACGACUAUGGAUUCUUAAUAGAGGCUUAUUUCAAAGCUUCCAGACUAGAUAAAGUUGAACAAACAUUACGUGAAAUGAAAAAGAAGGAUAUUCCUUUGGGCAAACAACAUUACGAGUUGGUCAUGCGAGGUUAUGGUUUUAAUGAAAAGGAACAUUCAAAGGCGUUACAGAUAUUCGAUGGUAUGAAAUUCUUAUCUCAAGAGACUAAACCUGAUCAAGCACAAUAUAACGCUAUCAUAAGAUCAUGUGCUAUGAACGGAGAAAUCGAGAAGGCAUUAGAUUUAUACCAAGAAAUGCUCACAAAUAAUAUCCCUCCAGAUAUGCGCAUAAUAAGUACAUUGGCGGUUGGAUGUCUGAGAAGUCAAUAUUUGAAACCAAGAGCCUGGGAAUUCAUGUUUCAAAUCUAUGACAAUAAAUGGACUCCAGAUAUUCAAACCUAUACAGAAUUCAUAUAUCUUGCUGCUCAAGAUGGUGAUGUUGACAUGGCCAGAGCACUUUUCUAUAAAUUGUUGGAAACAAAAUUAGUUACCCCUUAUGCAUUAGGUCACUUGCUUUUAGCCUAUUCUAAAUUUAUCCCCUUAAAUGAAAGGAAAAAACCCUUUAAGAUUUUAGAUUUAGAGAGAGGAAAGAAUUUCAGAAGAAAUCUAGUGCUGGAAAUCGAUUUCACUAAACCAGUGCUUGACUUUGCAUUCUUACCUUACUCCAGUCUUAGUGAACCAUCUCACGUAUUAGCCGAAUCUAAUGCUUUAUGGGCCUAUAUAGUGCUGAGUGCUCCUGAUCUUAUUGGAUCCGAGUUAGUUGGUUCAUACUUGAACAUCGCGGCUAAUUUGGGUGACAUGGCGGAAUUCAAAGAUAGAUAUUAUUCAACAACAUAUUUCGAUAAAUCCGGACUUCCCAGAACUCGGGAAGUAGAAAUAAUCGAAGAAGAUUCUUCCACCCAGCAAAUCCAAUCAGAAGAAUCUCCACUUCCUUCGUCAUUGUCCGAAGAACAAUCCGAGAUUAAAUCGCCAUUCCUCAUUCAAUUGCAACAAUUGUCUCAGACUGACAGAUACAAAAUCCCUCGUGAAUCUAUGAAAUAUAUGAUCGCCGUAAAAGCAGCCGGAGCUAAUCAAGACCUCAAAUUCCUCAAUGAAAUCAUAAAGGAACGUGGUGAAUAUAGAAGAACAGAUGCCUACAAGGCAAUCAAACCUAAGGAGCAAAAGCGACUCGAUUUCGAGUUUGCCAAGUGUUUGGUCCAGGCAUAUACCAAGAUGAACUUAUUGGACGAUGCAUUGGGUGUGGUUGUCUCGAGUCGACAUAAUUUCAAUUGGAGCUGGAGACAACUUUCACCAUUGUCUACAGCAGCUUCAAAAAUUGGUAACAUAUGGAUGACAAAUACUUUAAGAGAUAUUGUCAGUGAAGGACAAAUUGCCCAUGGAGGGAAGGUUACCAAACAACAAUAUCAAGUAGCUUCUUUAAGAAACAAAGACCGUCGUAAAGUAUGGCGAAAUGUGUAA
This is a messenger RNA of Hemisphaericaspora subhashii, 2310 nucleotides long. RefSeq lists its product as uncharacterized. The transcript has a single exon. Gene Ontology annotation, molecular function: protein binding. Bases 1 to 2310 code for a protein of 769 amino acids. The record is from RefSeq and is a predicted model, not a curated record. Lineage: Eukaryota; Fungi; Ascomycota; Pichiomycetes; Serinales; Debaryomycetaceae.